GUGGCGGCGCAGCGUCUAUCCAAUCCCAUGCCCGCUUUCCCCAAAUCCUGGGGGUUUCUGCUGCAUCCGCGUCCGGUGAAGCUCGGUUCCGGGCGUUGUACCUUGGCAGUUGUUGCCCAUCCGUUUCCGUUAUCAACCUCCUCCUCCUUCCUCUUCCUCUCUUCCAUCUUCUUCUCAUCAUCCAUCUUUAUCACAACACCACACUCCUAUCAUCAUCACAAUGAGGAUCUCGGCUUCAACCGUGCUCCUCGGGGCUGCCUCGGCCGCAUCGGCAGCUUCGUUCCAGAACCAGGCCCAGCAUGUCCUUGCCGACAACGUCCACAAGGCCCAUGACGCCAUCAAGCCCGUCGCCGACUCGUUCGCGCACACCACUCUCGAGAGCUUUGAGGAGGCCUUCAACGGCAUGAACUCCCAGGCCAAGGCUCUUUGGGACGAGAUCAAGCUUCUUGUUCCCGAGAAUGCCUUCGAUAAGCCUACCUGGUUCAGCAAGCCCAAGGCUGCUAAGCGCCGUAAGGACUGGGACCACGUCGUCAAGGGCGCCGAUGUCCAAAAGCUGUGGGUGAAGGACGCCGACGGCGAAAAGCAUCGCGAGGUUGGCGGCCAGCUCGAUAACUUCAACCUGCGCGUCAAGUCGGUCGAUCCUUCCAAGCUCGGCGUCGACAAGGUCAAGCAGUACAGCGGUUACCUCGAUGACGAGGCCAACGAUAAGCACCUUUUCUACUGGUUCUUCGAGUCUCGCAACGAUCCCAAGAACGACCCCGUCGUUUUGUGGUUGAAUGGUGGCCCCGGCUGCUCUUCGCUCACUGGUCUCUUCCUUGAGCUCGGCCCUUCCUCCAUUGACAGGAAGCUCAAGGUUGUCAACAACGAGUACGCCUGGAACAACAACGCUAGCGUUAUCUUCCUUGACCAGCCCGUCAACGUCGGGUACUCGUACUCCGGCAACGCUGUCAGCAACACUGUCGCUGCCGGCAAGGAUGUCUACGCUCUCCUUACCCUCUUCUUCCACCAGUUCCCUGAGUAUGCCAAGCAGGACUUCCACAUUGCUGGCGAGUCUUAUGCUGGCCACUACAUCCCUGUCUUUGCUUCCGAGAUUCUCUCCCACAAGGAUCGCAACAUCAACCUCAAGUCCGUUCUCAUCGGUAACGGCUUGACUGAUCCUCUUACCCAGUAUGAGCACUACCGCCCCAUGGCCUGCGGUGAAGGUGGCUACCCCGCCGUUCUUAGCGAGAGCGAGUGCCGCAGCAUGGACAAUGCCCUCCCCAGAUGCCAGUCUCUUAUCCGUAACUGCUACGAGAGCGGCAGUGUCUGGUCGUGCGUUCCUGCCGCCAUCUACUGUAACAACCAGUUCAUCGGCCCCUACCAGCGCACUGGCCAGAACGUCUAUGACAUCCGUGGAAAGUGCGAGGAUGACAACAACCUCUGCUACAGCGCUCUUGGCUGGAUCAGCGACUACCUGAACCAGAAGGAUGUCAUGGAUGCUCUCGGU
Neurospora tetraspora is the source of this 1486-nucleotide messenger RNA. RefSeq names its product Alpha/Beta hydrolase protein. NCBI's taxonomy places the organism in Eukaryota, Fungi, Ascomycota, Sordariomycetes, Sordariales, Sordariaceae. The annotation marks the transcript as partial. The transcript has 2 exons. Gene Ontology annotation, cellular component: fungal-type vacuole. Gene Ontology annotation, molecular function: serine-type carboxypeptidase activity. The record is from RefSeq and is a predicted model, not a curated record. Gene Ontology annotation, biological process: proteolysis.